AUGUAUCCUCGUGGACCACCAUUCCAACGACGUCACCCCCCUUCCUUCAUGGAAAGACAUCCUGGCAUGUCACCGAUGAACAUGCCCAUGCAUCCAGCUCAUCAAAGACCAUGCCACCACAUUGAACACAUGCAACAUGAACAAGCCGUACGAGACGCGCAGAUGAUGGAGGACAUGGACAUGAGAAGACGACUCCGCAACCAAGCGAUGCUAGAAGCCAGAGGACUACUCCCGGCAGGUUUGGAUCUUACUAACCCCAAUGAUUUCCUCGUUGCAAUCGAAUCUCUUGCUCAGCAUGGUGAUCCGGAUGCACUGGCGAUGGCGGACGAUAUUGCGGAGUCAGGCAAGGUGGCGCUUGCGUAUCAUAUGGGGAUUAGUGUUGAUAUGAUUGGGGAUCUGGAUAUUGGUGGUGGUGGUGGGGGUGGUUAUGGUUUUGAGGGCGAGGGUGUUGCGGAGGAGAGGCACUAUCAUUGA
Glarea lozoyensis ATCC 20868 is the source of this 474-nucleotide messenger RNA. RefSeq lists its product as uncharacterized. The record is from RefSeq and is a predicted model, not a curated record. NCBI's taxonomy places the organism in Eukaryota, Fungi, Ascomycota, Leotiomycetes, Helotiales, Helotiaceae. The transcript has a single exon. The coding region runs from base 1 to 474 and encodes 157 amino acids.